Messenger RNA from Paralichthys olivaceus (Japanese flounder), 1455 nucleotides. Lineage: Eukaryota; Metazoa; Chordata; Actinopteri; Pleuronectiformes; Paralichthyidae. The record is from RefSeq and is a predicted model, not a curated record.
GUUGCACGCAGCGCCGCUGUCUGUGGCUCUUUCUGCGUGUGGUAUACAUGUGUGUGCAGCAGUGUGACCUCCCUGCACCAGGGUGAAUGGAUCAUUAUUCAUAAGGUGUUUUCCCUCUCUUGCUUCCUUCAGUCCGCUGCGAGACGUGCAGGCACCUGCUGCGCAAACUGCCAGACCACCACCACCACCCUGUGGAGGCGCAACGGGAACGGAGACCCGGUGUGUAACGCCUGCGGCCUUUACUUUAAACUGCACAAUGUUAACAGACCCCUGACCAUGAAGAAGGAAGGCAUCCAGACACGCAACCGCAAGAUGUCCAGCAAGUCCAAGAGGAACAAGCGAACAGGGGACGGCUUUGACGAGCUGUCCAAGUGCAUGCACGACAAGGCCUCUCCCUUCGGUGGUGCACCCGGCCUCACCAGCCACAUGACCCACAUGGGUCACCUGCCCCCCUUCAGCCACUCGGGACACAUGCUGCCUACUCCCACGCCUAUUCAUCCUUCAUUCGGUCACCCCCACCACUCCAACCGCUCGCCAGUCUGGGCCGAGCCUCACUGAGGGCCCCACCAGACCCAAAACUCCUCCAGCCUGUAGGAGUCGCCGCGCCGCCAUUAACACUAAAUGGCCUUCACAUCACGCCAAAAGCUGAGCAGACUUGUUGCGUUAUGUACAGUGGUUGGGAGGGGAGGGACUCUCAGUUGGACUUUGUAACUGAAGGUCACGUUAUGCCUGACUUCACUGAUGGGACGCCACAGAAAGCAGGACUUUUGCGGACUCUGUGAAGAGCAAAUGUGACGAGGGGCUUCCCUGGUCCCUGGGUGAUUUGAGGCUUAUAGGAAUGGAGUGAACGGAGAUGCUUUUCAUUCUUUUUGCUUAUUUUUACUGAGUCACUUUGGUACCCACCUCUCCAUGACCCUGUAACAGGAGACUCAAGAGGUCUUUAAAGAUUGUCCCCGCCUCACAACCAUCUCAUUAUAUGCUGAGAUACGUGGACCCUGUCCAUCCCCAUGCUGUCGUCCUCAACUGCCAUGGACUUCAGUGCUGGAGGUCUAAAGACUGGCUCACAGCUACAGCACCCGUACGCUUCUGUUACCAUCCAGGCCCAGAUUACAAUACCCAUAAACCAGUUCUCUCCUCACAUGCUGGAUUGUACACCACCACAACGCUCACCUGUUUUUAAUAAUGGACUUUUAAGGAAAAAAGGCACCGUAAAUAAAGUGUUUAUAAAUGCUUAAUUGCUAUUAUUGUUGUCAUAUUUGAUGUUAUAAUUAUUGCUACGAUAAUUUAUUUUCACUCUUAAAGCUUUCGUCAAAGACACAUGGAAACUGUUAUGAUUUUAAUUUCAUGGUUAUUACGUAAAGAAAAACACUGACCUAUCUUAGAUAAAAAAAGGCCCUGAGCUGUAUGUUUUUAUCAUUUUUCCAUCUCACAAAAGUAAAGUAAAUAAAGUUUAAU